Molecule: messenger RNA, 2253 nt
Organism: Hansenula anomala
Lineage: Eukaryota; Fungi; Ascomycota; Saccharomycetes; Phaffomycetales; Wickerhamomycetaceae
Exons: 1
Coding region: 1-2253 (750 amino acids)
Biological process (GO): regulation of DNA-templated transcription; protein folding
Cellular component (GO): prefoldin complex; cytoplasm
Source: RefSeq, a predicted model, not a curated record
AUGGAUGCGAUAAGAGAAAGGAUAGACUCAACAGUAGCCAAUUUGGAAGAGAAGAAAGCCGUUUUGUUGAAACAUAAAUCUCAAUAUAAUGAUUUGAAAUUUAGAUUGAUGGAUUUUGGACAAUAUAAAGAAACAGAUCAACCAAAAGUGGAUGUUAGAAUGAAUUCCAAGGCAAUUGUGAAAGGCCAUAUCAUCAAUCCUCAAAAAGUGCUUGUUUUUCUUGGUUGUGAAUACUUUGUUGAAAGAGAUCCAACUAAAUCUAUCGAACUAGUUGAACAUAAGUUGAAAUUUUUGAAUAAGGCUAUUAGUGAAUUUGAUAGUAAGAUCAAAGAAGCCAAAAAGACGAUAGAGAAUAUUGGUCAUCUAGAAGAAUAUGAAAAGAAUCAGACUGAGAAGAAGGAAGAAAUACCCAAACCUCAAUCAUCAAAUUUGUCAUCAGAAGAUCUACCUUUCAUGGAUAUCAGGGAAGAGUUAGAUGAAGAUGGUAAUGUUAUCAAUAGCACAGUUCAGAAACAAGAUGAAAAUAGAAUAAAAGAAUUUGGAGAGAAACAUGGAAUCAAAAUGGAAGAUGAUUCUGAUGAUCAAAUAAAUGAAAUGUUGAAAGAUAUGGAAAUUACACCUAGAUCAAAGAUUGAAGAGUUACCUGAAGAAGUUAUAACGGAAGAGUCUUCAAAAAGUAAAGAGAUAGAAACUGAGGAUAUCAAAGAACCAAUAGUAUCAAAAGUCGAAGAAUCAAAAACUGACACACCGUCAAAAGAGCAAGAUGAUUAUUUUGAUCUACUGAAACAAUUGGGAAUUUCAACUGCAGGUGAUCCCAACAAGCAACAAGAGUCUAGAAAGCCAAAUGAGGAACCGAAGGAUGUCAAUGAAAAUGAUUCAACAUCACAAAACGAAGAAAGCAAAGAUAUACCCUCUGAAAACGACUGGGAGAGUUUCAAAACCGAAGGUCCAGCUAUUGCUGAAGAUGACAUUUUACAAUUGCAACUAAUAGCUGAUGAAAUCGAGGAAGAAGGCGAUUAUGACUACGAUGAUGACGAAUUUGAUCAUGAUUUUGAACAAGAUCAAGAUGAUGAUGAAGAGGAAGAGGAUUGGGAUUUCAGCUCAAAUCCAGAAAAUUUAGUCCCAGAAUCGCAUAGAAAUUUAUUCAUGAAGGAACUGAACCGUGUUAGAGCAGAAAAAACUAAAAGUGAACUUCCCGUGGACACAAAAGAUGAACCAAUUAAAGAGCCUUCAAAACCUAAAAAGAAGAAAUCAGUUUCAUUUGCACUAGAAUUACAAAUCAAAGAGAUUGAAAAUGUUUCAGAAGAGCUAAAAACAGCUCCAGAUAUCAGCAGAGUCUCCAAAUUCAAGCAAAUGAGAAUAUCUAAUACCCAACCCCAAAUACAAGAUGACGAUGAAGUACAGGAAGGUGAAGUCAUUGAAGCUGCUGUUUCUGAUUUGAUAGUGGAGAAAAAUUUACCAGAACCAGUCAUACAAAGAUCUAUUUCAGAGACUGUUAUUUCAGAUAUAAGGGAAAAGGAUGAAGAGGAAAUACCGGAACCUCCUAAACCAAAAGUUUCAAGAUUCAAACAAAGAUCUGCCAACCCAAUGGAACAACCUCAAAUGAAUAUGUCUAUCAAUGAAUCAAUUACUGAAAAUAUAAUAGGGAAUGGAACAACAAUGAAUGAUAUUGUUGAAAGAGAACCAGAUCAAGCGAUUGUUGAAGCGGUUUCAAGAGCACAGACACAAGAACCAGAACCACCAAAACCAAAAGUUUCUCGUUUCAAAUCUUCAAAAGAACAAUCAAAGGGAAAUGUGAUAUCAAUUCCAGAAUCUGAACCCCAAUACAUCCCCGAAGAAAAUGAAUACAAUAACAUUAAAGCAUAUAUUGCAAAUGAUAGUGAUGAUGAAGAUGAAUUGAACGCAUUAACAGAUCUAGAAGUUUAUACAGCUUCUGAUUUUGAUGAAGAUGGUCAAUUUAUUGAAGAAGCCGAUGACGAUGAAGAUGAUGAAGAUGAUAGAAACGUUUUAACAGAUGAAAUCGUGGAACAUGAUGAAGUUGAUGAUCCAAGUUACUAUGUUGACGAAAAUCUGUUACAAAGAGAGUAUCAAGAUUUGAGAAGAAAAAUGAUUGAGAAAUAUGUAAAGUCUGAAAACGCUAAUAAUGGGGAUAAGAUCAUCACAAAGGAGGAAAAGGAAAGUGAAUUAGAACCAAUUGAUGAGAGUGGGAAUCCAGUCAAGGUGAGUAGAUUUAGACAGUCAAUGAGCAAAUAA